CCGACAGGAAUGCGGCUGUCAGUUGGCACGUCGUUGAAUCGUGCCGUCCCGUUCGCGCAUCGCGAUGUGUUUCCGCAACUAACGCCAUAGUUAGCGAUCUUCUUUUGUCCGUGACCAUUUUGAUCACACAUCGUAAGCAAGAUCUUUUACAGAUCCAUCAGAUAACCCGUGCAUAUACAACUGCAUUGUUUGUAUAUCCAGCAUCUGGAGGACCGCGCAGAGGAUCUAUUGCCUACCGUCGUGUGAAAACACCAGCCACGCCACAUUCGGAACACACUCUGGGAAUACAACUGCCUUGUCCGCGGUGUUAAUACCAGCUAAACAGCAAACGGAAGAACGGUUUAUAGCAUUUGGUUGUUUUUUCUGUUGUGCUACACACACUUGCUUUCGUGACGCCCUCGAAACCACCACCCCCAAUCCAAUCAAAAUGACUGAAAUGGAGGACACUCACUUCGAAACCGCCGAUUCCGGCGCAUCCCAGACGUUCCCGAUGCAGUGUUCCGCGCUGCGUAAAAAUGGUCACGUAAUGUUGAAGGGCCGACCCUGCAAGAUCGUGGAAAUGUCAACUUCCAAGACCGGCAAGCACGGUCACGCUAAAGUCCAUAUGGUUGGAAUUGACAUCUUCACCGGCAAGAAGUAUGAAGAUAUUUGCCCGUCAACACACAACAUGGACGUCCCAAAUGUCAAGCGCGAGGACUAUCAGCUGACAGAUAUUGACGAUGGCUUCCUUGUGCUAAUGAGCGACAACGGCGACCUGCGUGAAGAUCUGAAGAUCCCGGAAGGUGAAUUGGGUACCCAGCUGCGUUCGGAGUUCGAUUCCGGCAAAGAGAUUGUCUGCACCGUCUUGAAAUCAUGUGGCGAAGAGACUGUGAUUGCCAUUAAAAACAACACCUCAGGUGAUAAAAACUAAUACUUCGUUGCCUAUCAAACCUAUCGACGCAAGAGAGGAGAAUCACAAAAGAAGGAAAUAAUCAGCAGCAACAGCAGCAGCCACAACAGUGACAAAACAGUAAUUGGCGGUAGCAGUAGCAACAGCAGCGACAGCAGAAGCAGCAGAAGAAGCAUUUUACAGCACAUACUACUACCACCACUACUACUACAACUACAACUACUACUACUACUACUCCUCUUGCACACAGCAAGAACAUCAAAAUUCGCCACCACCUGCAGCUAGAAUAUAUAAAAAAAAAACAAACAAACAAAAUCAUAUUAGCAUACCAUCGUCUGAGGUUUAAUAAUAAAAACAAAAGAAAGUAUAACCACAACAACAACUACAAGCGAGAGAGGGAAGAGGCGCAGAAAUUGUGAAACAUGAAACAAUGCGGUAACAGUAACAAAAUAUGCAUGAUAAUGAUGGGGCACAACAAGCAAACAGAACAACAACACCGUGCUGCACCGUUGAAAAUAUAACAUCAAAAUACUACACAAAAAAAUGGGGAAGAAAAAAACCAUACGAAAAGAAGAGAAGCAUUAUUUCUUUUUAAGUGCAAAAAUCACAUGACGGAAGAGAGAAAGUAAGAAUGAACGCGCGCGCAAGAUUCGGCCUCGGUGAGUUAUGUGUGGAGCUCGAAAAGGGUGGGGAAAAACGGAGCAGCGGGAAGGAAGCGACUGCAAAGACCCACAACUCUACCUUUAACUGCUCCAUUAAAAUUUGAGAUUUGUUUUUUGGGUAAUAUUGGUGCAACGAUAAUCGAUACCAUGAAUGCAUUUUUUUUCUUAUUAAUUUCAACUAGAUCACAGAGAGAGAGAGAGAGAGAGAGAGAGAGAGAGAGAGAGAGAGAGAGCGAGUGUGUAUUUGAUAGGGCAGGAAUAAUAAACUGCAUCUCCCUCUUUGUUCUCCCCAACCCGCCCCCCAAAAAACAGAGAUAUAAGGCACAAGCACACGGAAAACAAGCAAAAUGAUGUAUUGUUAGAAAGAACUUAAGUCGUACACCAUUAAAAGAGAACACGCGAUCACCACCACCAUGUUGUAAUACUUGAUCUCUCGGCACAGUGCUGGUACACCCGAAUGUGCAAUUUUGAGAUCGAUCGUUAACGUGCCGCACUUUAUACGUACGGGACAUGGUCUUUGUUACACCAUCUAUAGUUGUUCAAGUCAACGAAAACACCUCCGCUGCGGUGGGGAGGUAGAGAUAGUAACAGGAAGUGCAUCUAACGAAAUGCCCGAAAAAGUAGUGAACACUGAAAGUGUGUGUAUGUGUGUGUGUGUGUGAGAGAGAAAGGAAAAUAAUUAAGGGAUGGUACUUGCAGAUGUAAUUACGACGAAUUAUGGAUACGGAAAACGUUUUUUUGUUUCUUUUCUUUUUGAGAUAAAGAUAAGAAGAGAUGGGUUGCGUGUUUUUGUUUUGUCGUCGUCAUUUCUCUUCCAAUUGUGUUAAUACAAACUUUUGUUUUACAUUUUUGGCUUUUCUUUUUUGUAAUCCUUCCUUUUCUUUUUUGUUGGCGUAUUAAGUGUGCUACAAACAAUCAUUUAUAGGUAAAGCAUUUUUUUUUCCACCGUGAUCACCAUACCAACAUUGCGCUUUAAUAAAAAGGCAUUCGAUGUGUGUGUACCUUGUACCAAACACGUGUCGGUUAGCUUUGUGAUGCACUUAUGGCACGAGUCGACGAAGAACGACUGGUGAAGUGCAUACUAAUAUGCAAAUAACCAUGUAUAAUCGAAUUCGAUCACAAUGCGAUCACAAUGAACGUAACUAACACUAAUACCAAAUUGUAGAAGU
Molecule: messenger RNA, 2720 nt
Organism: Anopheles funestus (African malaria mosquito)
Lineage: Eukaryota; Metazoa; Arthropoda; Insecta; Diptera; Culicidae
Gene: eEF5
Product: eukaryotic translation initiation factor 5A
Exons: 4
Coding region: 428-910 (160 amino acids)
Biological process (GO): positive regulation of translational termination; positive regulation of translational elongation
Molecular function (GO): translation elongation factor activity; ribosome binding; RNA binding
Source: RefSeq, a predicted model, not a curated record